AUGGCUCAGGAAUUUGUGAACAGCAAAAUCCACCCCGGGAAGGUGGUUGUGUUUAUCAAGCCCACCUGCCCCUACUGCAGAAAGACCCAAGAGAUCCUCUGUCAAAUGCCCUUCAAACAAGGACUUCUGGAAUUCGUCGAUAUCACAGGCACCAGUGACACAAACGCGAUUCAGGAUUAUUUCCAACAGCUCAUGGGGGCAAGAACGGUACCUCGGGUCUUUAUCGGAAAAGAUUGUAUAGGUGGAUGCUCUGAUCUAAUAAGCAUGCAAAAGAGUGGAGAACUGGAGACCUGGCUACGGCAAAUUGAAGCUCUAAAAUAAUUACAGCAGAGCAGACACCAAUGAUGUCCCCCUUGGGAACUGGAUGGCCUCACCAAUGAAGACAACACUUCUUGGUGGAUGGAUAUGGGGCCAUUCCUAUCAGCUAUAGCAACUGUUUAUUAUGAAAUACAGUUAUCAAAAUAAUAAUAAUAAUGGUAGGGGGAGUGGUGAAGUAUGGGCAGGGAGGAAAGCUUGUCUUCUUUUGGAUCAGUAUUAAAAAGACUAACUUUCCCCACACCAUGGGGCUGAAAAGACUGAUGGACCAUCUUGGGUUUCUUCUGGAUUGGCCUUUUGAGUUCCAAAAGACCAUGACAAGUUCUGGUUUAGGAUUCACCCAUUGACCCAAA
This is a messenger RNA of Choloepus didactylus (southern two-toed sloth), 668 nucleotides long. Its product is annotated as glutaredoxin-1-like. The transcript has a single exon. Lineage: Eukaryota; Metazoa; Chordata; Mammalia; Pilosa; Megalonychidae. The record is from RefSeq and is a predicted model, not a curated record. Bases 1 to 321 code for a protein of 106 amino acids.